Striga asiatica is the source of this 723-nucleotide messenger RNA. The record is from the annotation of a GenBank genome assembly. Lineage: Eukaryota; Viridiplantae; Streptophyta; Magnoliopsida; Lamiales; Orobanchaceae.
AUGUACGAGCCCUCGACCCACGACCCGCCCGAACCACACCGUCCCCUAAUCUCCAUCCUCACCGACCUCGAGCACGCUAUCCGGGCCGACCCGCCCAAGACACCCACCGAGUCCGGCCGAGUCCACCCACUCACCCGACUCGUCAUGGACCAGCUCCACCACGCGUGCUUGCAAAUGGGCCCAAGCCCAACCGAGCCCAACAAACUCAAUGACGAAAACGAUCGGGUCUUAACCAUGGUGUCCAGCGUAAUGGACCUGCUCGAUUCUAACCUCGAGUCCAGAUCCCGGCUGUACAAAGACCAAGCGCUCGGCUACAUAUUCAUGAUGAACAAUCGGCGCUACAUUCUGCAGCAGGUGAAGGAUUCGGAGGAGAUGAAGGCCCUGAUGGAGGACACGUGGUGCAGGAAAAGAUCCUCUGAUUUGAGGCUGUACCAUAAGGAGUACCAGCGGGAGACUUGGGGAAGGCUGCUCGCUUGCCUCAAUCCGGACGGGCUAACCUCGCCUGCAAACGGGAAGCCCGUUAAGCCCGUUCUGAAAGAACGGUUCAAGAGUUUUAAUUCAAUGUUCGACGAGAUUCACAAGACGCAGAGCAAUUGGGUCGUGAGCGACGAGCAGCUCCAGUCCGAGCUCAGGGUCGCGAUUUCAAACAUGGUUGUGCCGGCUUAUAGGCAAGUUCAAAGUAACGACCAAUCGGGACUUACAAAGGACAAAACAAGGUCGUGA